Messenger RNA from Geodia barretti, 942 nucleotides. Lineage: Eukaryota; Metazoa; Porifera; Demospongiae; Tetractinellida; Geodiidae. The record is from the annotation of a GenBank genome assembly.
AUGACAACCCCAGACAAAAUUCGUCGUUCGUGGUUACUCACCCCCGUUUCGCAAUCUGAAUGCGUGUCGUCCGCUCCGUCGGCGGGUGCCGACGUAAUUGUCCUCGACAUUGCCGAAUUCGUGGCCGAACCCGACAAGCCAGCCGCUCGGGAGUCCCUGCGCGAUUGCCUGAUCCCCGCCAAAUCCACCGGUGCGGAGGUGUUCGUCCAGAUUGAUCCCGAGCUCAUGCUGGCCGAUCUCAACGCAGCGGUGUGGCCCGGUCUCGACGGCAUCGUCGUGACCCGCGCCGAAACUUCCGAUCAGGUCGCCGCGAUCGACGCCAUCAUCUCCGAUCUCGAGAGCCGACGUGGCAUGUUUCCCGGCAGCGUCGAUCUGGUCCUCUGCCUGGAGACCGCCUUGGGGAACCAUAACGGUUUCGAGGUCGCCACCGCUAGCUCACGCACUUGGGGGCUCUCCCUGGGUCGCGCUGAUCUGGUCAUGGACCUGCGGCCCGAACCGUCCGGCGAGAUCCAUCUGAUGCAGUAUCUCAUGCAGCGUUUGGUGACCCUGGCGUCUGCGACCGGAGCCGUUCCCUUGGGAGCCUGGUGGCGCUUCCCCGAUCGCGGUCUGCUCGCCUCCCCCGAAAACACCCUCGCGGCCGCCGAGCGCGGGCGGGCCAUCGGUUUCAAGGGCUCCUUCUGCGUCCUGGAUAAUCAGGUUCGCCCCUUGAAUGAAAGCUUCACCCCGAGGGAAUCCGAGGUAGCGGCCGCACACGGUUUGUGCGAGGCCUACGCCGCGGCGACAUCCUCGGGAGUUGGCACCGUGGUAUCCGUGGAUGAUCGGGUGCUCACCCCCGACAUUGUCCGGCAGAUCGCCAAUACCGUUGCACUCGCCGACGCUUGCUCAACUCGCGACCGUUUCAAGGCCGCCGCGGUUGACGGGACACCCAUUCCGGUCCCUUAG